Echinops telfairi (small Madagascar hedgehog) is the source of this 2111-nucleotide messenger RNA. It is a transcript of the gene ASIC4, whose product is annotated as acid sensing ion channel subunit family member 4. Bases 168 to 1787 code for a protein of 539 amino acids. The record is from RefSeq and is a predicted model, not a curated record. The transcript has 10 exons. Gene Ontology annotation, biological process: sodium ion transmembrane transport. Gene Ontology annotation, molecular function: ligand-gated sodium channel activity. Gene Ontology annotation, cellular component: membrane. Lineage: Eukaryota; Metazoa; Chordata; Mammalia; Afrosoricida; Tenrecidae.
GAGUCCCCCACCUCGGCCCCCCAGCCCGUCCCUGUCCUCCUCUGGCUUGCCCUGAGUUGAGAAGAGCAGCCGCUGCCACCACCACCACCACCGCCACCGCACCGGGGCUGCUGGCCAGAGAGGGACAGGGCAGGGAGGCUCCGGCCAGUCCCAGCAGCCGGGGACAGAUGCCGAUCGAGAUUGUGUGCAAAAUCAAAUUUGCUGAGGAGGAUGGGAAACCAAAAGAGAAGGAAGCAGGGGAUGAGCAGAGUCUCCUGGGGGCUGCUCGGGGGGCUGUGGCCCCCCGGGACCUGGCCGCUUUCGCCAGCACCAGUACCCUGCAUGGGCUGGGCCGGGCCUGUGGGCCGGGCCCCCACGGACUGCGCAGAGCCCUGUGGACACUGGCCCUCCUCACCUCGCUGGCAGCCUUCUUGUACCAGGCAGCCAGUUUGGCCCGGGGCUACCUCAGCCGCCCCCACCUGCUGGCCAUGGACCCGGCAGCCCCAGCCCCUGUGGCCGGCUUCCCGGCUGUCACCCUCUGCAACAUCAACCGCUUCCGGCACUCGGCGCUCAGCGACGCUGACAUCUUCCACCUGGCCAAUCUGACGGGGCUGCCCCCCAAAGACCGGGACGGGCACCGUGCGGCUGGCCUGCGCUACCCAGAGCCGGACAUGGUGGACAUCCUCAACCGCACUGGCCACCAGCUGGCCGACAUGCUCAAGAGCUGCAACUUCAGUGGGCGCCACUGCUCUGCCAGUAACUUCUCGGUGGUCUACACUCGCUAUGGGAAGUGCUACACCUUUAAUGCGGACUUGCAGCGCCCACUGCCCAGCCGGGCGGGGGGCAUGGGCAGUGGCCUGGAGCUUAUGCUGGACAUUCAGCAGGAAGAGUACCUGCCCAUCUGGAAGGAGACAAAUGAAACUUCGUUCGAGGCCGGCAUCCGGGUGCAGAUCCACAGUCAGGAGGAGCCGCCCUACAUCCAUCAGCUGGGCUUCGGCGUGUCCCCUGGCUUCCAGACCUUCGUGUCCUGCCAGGAGCAGCGGCUGACCUACCUGCCCCAGCCCUGGGGCAACUGCCGGGCAGAGAGUGAGCUCUGGGAGCCGAAGCUGCAGGGAUAUUCGGCCUACAGCGUGUCUGCCUGCCGCCUGCGCUGUGAGAAGGAGGCGGUGUUACAGCGCUGCCACUGCCGGAUGGUGCACAUGCCAGGCAAUGAGACUAUCUGCCCGCCCAAUAUCUACAUCGAGUGUGCUGACCACACGCUGGACUCCCUGGGAGGGGGCUCCGAGGGCCCGUGCUUCUGCCCGACCCCCUGCAACCUGACACGCUAUGGGAAAGAAAUCUCCAUGGUCAGGAUCCCCAACAGGGGAUCAGCCCGAUACCUGGCAAGGAAGUACAAUCGCAAUGAGACCUACAUAAGAGAGAACUUCCUGGUCCUGGACAUCUUUUUUGAGGCCCUGACCUCUGAGGCCAUGGAGCAGCGAGCAGCCUAUGGGCUCUCAGCUCUGCUGGGUGACCUCGGGGGACAGAUGGGCCUCUUCAUCGGGGCCAGCAUCCUCACAUUGCUGGAGAUCCUGGACUACGUCUAUGAGGUGUCCUGGGACCGGCUAAAGCGGGUGUGGCGUCAUCCCAAGACCCCCCUGAGGGCUUCCAGUGGGGGCAUCUCCACCCUGGGGCUACAGGAGCUGAAGGAGCAGAGUCCCUGCCCAAGCCGAGGCUGUGCUGAGGGCGGGGGGGCCAGCAGCCUGCUCCCCAACCACCACCACCCCCACGGCCCUCCUGGAGGCCUCUUUGAAGACUUCGCCUGCUAAGAUGGGUGCUGUGUCUGAAAGGACCCAAGCGUCUGGGACCCCUCCUGAGCCCCUCAACAUCUCUUGCUCUUGGGACCUUGAAGACCUAGGGGCAGCCCAAGGCUGUGUGUGUUGGGGUGCUCUCUGCGAGGGUGGGGGCUCGGUUCCUGUUCUCACCUGCCCCUGGAGCCAGCUACUUUGCACAAGAGUCUGUGUACGUGUCUGCACCCUCUCCCCCAGGCUGGUGGUGGAGGCAGCAGGAGACCAGGCCUUGGGCCCUGUGGAGGGGGUGGGAGGAAGGUGACCACCGCAGCAGGGGAGGAACCUAUUGUACAUUUGUAUAUA